Molecule: messenger RNA, 2829 nt
Organism: Vanessa tameamea
Lineage: Eukaryota; Metazoa; Arthropoda; Insecta; Lepidoptera; Nymphalidae
Exons: 14
Coding region: 352-2193 (613 amino acids)
Source: RefSeq, a predicted model, not a curated record
UCUUCUUCCAAGAAACUUAAAUAUUGUGCGCGGACAGAUUUGUGACAGUGCGAUCAUUCGCUCGAUCGAUUUGUUAUUGUUUAAACCCAAGAAGUAAGAGUUUCACAGAUAUUUUAUGUUAAAUUAUAUUUUUUCUUUAUUUAUAUAACAAAAUAUUCUCAAAUUUCUAUUGAGAACUAUUUCAUUAUGAUAUUUUAUACCGAUCAACUAUUUUCCACGGAAAUUAUGCGCUCAAUACUUACUUAAAAAAAUAUAUGUAUAUAUAAAUAAUUUUGAGUUGUAGAAGCGUAAACGGGCUUUCAAUAAAAUUUAUAAUAAUCGUUUUCAAGGUGAAUAAAGAAACAAAUACUCAUGAAGAUGUCAUUUGGGAUCAAGCCGACUCAAGUCAAUGCUUCAGAGAUAUCCAAUGAUUCUGGAGUAAUUUUAGAUGGUCAAAAUUCAGGAAUGGAUUUAAAUACCAACGGUCAAGACAGAUCAAUGACAUCAUCACCUAACACAGAAAGACCAACUCAGGCUCCUGAGACAACAAAUAAUGAGAGUUUUAAUUCAUUUAAUAACAAUGAAACUUGUGGAAAUGCUUUAUGGUCCAGGCCUGCUACUAAAACAACAAAUGCUCAUCCUUUUGGGAUGGCUUCAUCUGCAUCUGCAGGAGAUACAGCAGAUACUUCAGUGACGUCAUCAGCAGCUUUUGGCACUUUAACAACAACUCCGGCUGCUGAUACAACUAAUAAUCAGACUUCUGAAGCAAGUAAUAAUCCAACUUUUGGUGCAAACAAUAAUCAGAAGUUUGGAGUAAGUAACAAUCCUGCUUUUGGAGUAGCAUUUUGUUCCACUUCUGUUCCAAAUACUACAAGUACUCAAGCUUUUGGAGUAGCGUUUGGAUCCACUUCUGUUCCAAAUACUACAAGUACUCAAGCUUUUGGAGUAGCAUUUGGUUCCACUUCUGUUCCAAAUACUACAAGUACUCAAGCUUUUGGAGUAGCAAAUCAGAAUAUUGGAGCAUCUAACAACAAUACCGAUUUUGGUGGUGGAUUUGGUUCCAUGUCUGCACCAAAUACAACAAAUGGUUCGACAUUUGGAACCACUAAGAAUCAGACUUUAGGAGCAUCAAAUAAUCAUAAUUUCGGAGCAACUAAUAACAACAGCACUAUUGGAGGUGCAUUUGGUUCCAUGUCUGCUCCAAAUGCAACAAAUAUUCCAUUUGGGAUCACUUCAUCUGGACCAGCAGCUUUUGGAGGCAUGAUUGGUUCUGUUUCUGCCCCAAAUCCAACAAACACACAACCUUUUGGAGGAGCAAAUCAGAACUUUGGAGCAACUAAUAACGGCAACGCUUCUGGAGGUGCGUUUGGGUCUAUGUCUGCUCCAAAUGCAACAAAUACUUCAUUUUGGGGUGCUUCUUCUGGAACAGCAGGUAACCCAGGUGCAUUUGGUUCCGUUUCUGCUCCAAAUGCAACAAAUGCUAAUAGUCAGCCAUUUGGAGCAGCUAAUAAUCAAACUUUUGGGGGUGCUUCAUCUGCAGCACCAAGUACCGCAGGUGUGCAAUUUGGUAGUGACCCAAGAAAUCGUGGGAAUCCAUUUGGAGCACCCAAUUUCACGCAGUGUUUCCAAAGAUACUUCACUCCAAAUAAUAUCGGGAAUAACACAAAUUAUGUAGGUAAGCUGGGUACUACAAAUAUAGACAUUGAUGAACCGAUCGUCAUAACAGGUUACAAUGAACAACUAGGAUUCAAUUCAAACACGGGGUUUAACUCUACACUACCCCGUGGGUUGUACGGUUCACCAAUGAACACCGCCAGUGGUACCGGUAAAUUGAGUUCAACAAACAUAACAGUCAAUCAACCUAUAACAAUAACAGAACAAAAAGGCGUCAUGUUUGGUAUCCAGUCGACUAUGUCGCAGCCAGUACAGGGACUUUAUGGUCAACCUAUUAUUACUACAAGUACCGGUACGCUGUCAACUACAAAUAUAAUCGUCAAAAAACCAAUAACCAUAUCAGGAACCCCGAAUACAUUCAAAUUUGGCAUUAACCCAACACAGGCGACUAAUUUCGGAUACUUUAAUACCCCUAUUACGACAAAUGCAUUGGAAAAGCUGUGUACUACUAAUAUUAAGGUCAACAAACCGAUUUCUAUAACAGGUAAUUUUGGACGUAAUCCCUCUUGUAUGCACAAUUGUAAUUGCCGACCACAUUAAUUUAACAUAUGUUUAAAGUAUAUUAUUGAAGUUAUCCAAAACUACAUCACACCAAGAAAAUAAAAUGUUACCAUAUUGUAACAUUUUACAAACCGUGCAAAGAAAGCCGAGGACAAAGCAGAGGAUUACAAAUGUUAUUUUUUUUUUUGAAGUAUACUAUCAAUACUUUAUUUAUAUAAUUUAAAUUGAUGGCAUUUAUACUGUCAGUUACCAUUUGUUAUAAGAAUUAAGAAAUAGGAAUAAAUGUUUACUCACACAACAUGAUGAGAAGUUUUUGUAUGUGUGCGUGUUAGGUGAUAAAGUUAUCGAAAAAAACUUAAUAUUACAAUAUUUAUUUUGGAAAACUACUACUAAGGUAUUUCAUGUGUAUCUACUAUUUAAGGUCUAUUAUCAGGUUACUCAUUCAAAAGAAAUUGAUAUUUUUCAAUGUUGUAACACUUUCUAUCUAAUUGUCAACCUAAGGGUUAUUAGCACUGCGGAUUUUGAUCACCAGUGCUAAUAUUAGUUGUUUAAAUUACAAUUAAAUGUAUUUAUCUGUGGAUUAAAUGUUUCAUUGUCUUAUAAAGUGGAUAGGAUUUCGAUACAUUAAUUAUCACCAUAAUUGUAUAUCUUAAAUCAUUGAUAUGUUGUGUAACU